ACUGGUAGAAUUGUUUGUAUGAGUGACGCAAUACGAUAUUAGCAGAUCACAUACAACUAACAUAAUAUAUAAUUCCCAUUCCUUUUUAUAACCAUCACGUUGGUUUUCGCAUACUGGGUUAGUCCAUCAGGCGAUAGUAUGCUGUUUUGAUUAUCGAAUAUCUAAGCUUACAUUGAAAAUAUGACUAGUCACGAGGCAGCUUAUCAGAGAAAGAAUCUUGUGUUAUCUGAUCCAUCUGGAAGGUUGAACACACUCAUCAAGAACGGUGCCGAAGAAGAGUUGAAGCAUCCACAUGAAUUUGGCAAGGAAGGGCCAACAAAGCCAGCUCAUUGCAGAUUUGCAGGCGCAGAAAACUGUCAUGUAUUAUGUACAAGACUUUGUGGCCUGGCACAACUGGCUCUUUUUCUUGCGGCAUUUGUAGUUGGAGCGUUCGUCUGUUUCGUUCGACAUGAAGAGGACGUAUCUAGCAAUGCCCCCGGAUUCUUUGUAUUCUUCCUCCAUAAACUAAAGCUAUUAGGAUUACAUCAUUUGGUAUCGUUUUUAUUUGGGCUAUGGGAAGGCCUUCCGGAAAAGACACAAAAAUCUGUCACAAAAACGUUAACCUAUGGAACUAUUGGAGCAACCAUAUACCCUGUUUUAGUUUCUAAACCAAAAGCUCAGCCAAAGGAUGGUGAGGAGCAGCAGCCUGAGGAGCCAGUAGUUGACUCUCAUGCGGAUUUGAUGAAAGCGCUAUCCGCAUACGCCAGAGUCGCCUCUUCAGUGAUUCUCUGUGGUCUUUUGGGAUACGAUGCCUCUCGUAAUUUCAAACUUCUUUUUCAUGUAUUCCCAAAGUUUGCGUAAUUACAACGCUUGUAAAUAGUAUU
Messenger RNA from Theileria equi strain WA, 863 nucleotides. RefSeq lists its product as uncharacterized. The coding region runs from base 181 to 840 and encodes 219 amino acids. Lineage: Eukaryota; Apicomplexa; Aconoidasida; Piroplasmida; Theileriidae. The transcript has a single exon. The record is from RefSeq and is a predicted model, not a curated record.